GGGCGGAGCUUCUCACAGGCUCCUCCCCCUAUUGGACUGAGUCUCCCCCGGCGCUGAUGAUGAUAGAGGCUUUGCGUCACUGUGCGCACUCAACUGUCACCUGGAUCCGCCUCCAUUGCCUUUAGUAGAGAUCUGCCUCCCCGGCUUGUGUCUUCCCUUCCCGAGCGCUUAUAAGUGUCACUGCUGAGCCGGCAGCGCUCAGUGCAACAUCUGCUCCUGCAACUACAGCACUGGCGUGUGGACUUGCUGCAGCCAGGAAGUCGCAAAGUCGCUUACAGUGUAUGUCCACAGGCAGCGCUAUUUAAGCGCACAUCACCCGCUAUCGGGAGCGCGUUCCUUUGCGCACUAGAGAUUCCCCUAUCCGGUUCCAUGCGGCUGCCCAACAUGUCCAGUAACUUUCUGUUAGCGCCCAUCCCAGAGUGCGCCGAUUACUUUACCGCCAGGGAGAUGAAAGUGUCAGUGAUGGGAACCGGCAGCGUUGGGAAAACAGCAAUGAUUGUGCGCUUCCUGACCAAGAGGUUCAUUGGGGAUUAUGAAGCCAAUACAGGCAAUCUAUACUCCAGGCUUGUGGUUAUGGAUGGGGAACAGACUUCUCUGCAAAUCCAAGAUACCCCUGGAUGUAUUACGGAGGAGGAUGACGUGUCCCCAGAUGUUCUGAGAUACAUCCAGUGGGCUGAAGGUUUCCUUCUUGUCUACUCAGUGACGGACUGCAGGAGUUAUCAGUGCAUCCGGCCCCUCUACCAGCACAUCCGCAAGGUUCAUUCAGACUCUAAGGUGCCCGUGAUUAUAGUGGCCAACAAAGGGGACCUCCUGCACGUACGGAAGGUGUCACAUGACACGGGCAUCCAGCUCGCCAAUGAACUCGGCUGCACCUUUGUGGAAAUCUCCACCAGCGAAAGCUGCCAGGACGUGUGCGACGUGUUCCAGCACCUGUGCAAGGAGAUCACCAAGCUACAGAUCACCAAUCCUGCUGAGAAAAGGAGGGGCACCAUCAUUCCCCACCCAAAGUCCCCCAACAUGCAAGAUCUAAAGAGACGCUUCAAGCAGGCAUUGUCUCCCAAAGUGAAAGCCUCCUCGACAGUGGCGUAGGGACAUUUACCCAACAGGACUUUUUUUUUUUUUUUUAUGAAGAUUUUCUUUAUUUUUCUACUGAAAUUACCAACCAAUUUUGUUUAGUUAUGAGAUAUGAUGCAGGCCAUCAGGACUUUCACACCAAUGUGUAAAUAAUACUGUACUAUUUAUCUUUAUAUUGUCUGCUUUUCCACAACAAUGCACUUGUGUAGCGGAGUUAAAGGAAAAGGAAAGUAAAAACCAUUGGAGAGACA
Xenopus laevis (African clawed frog) is the source of this 1325-nucleotide messenger RNA. RefSeq names its product RAS like family 11 member A S homeolog (gene rasl11a.S). The coding region runs from base 370 to 1089 and encodes 239 amino acids. Gene Ontology annotation, molecular function: GTPase activity; G protein activity; GTP binding. The record is from RefSeq and is a predicted model, not a curated record. NCBI's taxonomy places the organism in Eukaryota, Metazoa, Chordata, Amphibia, Anura, Pipidae. The transcript is spliced from 4 exons.